GUUCCACUCGUCCGCCACACUGUAUUUACAAACGUAAACUUACGAUUAGUUACCGUCAGCUCCGGCUCGUGUUUAAGUUAUGGCUGCAAAAACAUCAAUAAAUAGUUUAAAAAGAACUUUUUCUGACCGCAACAGUGAUUCAGAAAAUGAAAGUGAUAACCACAUUAUAGCCUACAGAAGUAACCCAGAUGCACCACGUCUAUGCCCAUACCUAGAUACUAUCAACAGACAAUUCUUGGACUUUGAUUUUGAAAAAUUGUGUUCCGUUUCACUGUCUCGUAUAAACGUCUACGCUUGUUUAGUAUGUGGGAAAUAUUUUCAAGGAAGAGGAACAAAUACUCAUGCUUACACUCACAGUGUAGCAGAAAGUCAUCAUGUAUUUUUGAAUCUUCACACGUUGAAAUUUUACUGUCUACCUGACAAUUAUGAAAUCGUUGAUUCGUCUUUGGAUGACAUCAAGUAUGUUUUGAAUCCAACCUUUGGAAGAGAUCAAAUAGCGCAGCUUGAUACCAGUGACAAGCAGUCGAGAGCAAUUGAUGGGUCAAUGUAUUCUCCGGGUAUCGUUGGAUUGAAUAAUAUCAAAGCCAAUGACUAUUGCAAUGUUAUCUUACAGGCAUUAUCUCACGUAACUCCUCUGAGAAAUUAUUUUUUACGUGAGUCAAAUUACUCACAUGUGAAAAGACCACCUGGAGACUCGUCGUAUCUUCUUGUACAGAGAUUCGGGGAGUUGAUGAGAAAAUUAUGGAACCCACGUAAUUUUAAAGCACAUGUUAGUCCUCAUGAAAUGCUGCAAGCUGUCGUCUUGUGGAGUAAAAAGUGUUUUCAAUUUACUGAGCAAAGUGAUCCGAUUGAUUUCCUGUCGUGGUUUCUGAAUGCGCUACAUAUCGCAUUGAAUGGCAGUAAGAAAGGUGACUCGAGUAUCAUCUACAAGACGUUUUUGGGGCAAAUGAGAAUAUAUACUAGAAAAAUUCCGCCACUUGAGUUAGAGGAGAGCCAAAGAAGUGAAUUAUUGAACACAGUUGAGUACGGAGAGACUGUUACAGAAAGCCCGUUUUUGUAUUUAACAUGCGAUUUACCUCCACCACCGCUUUUCAAGGAUCCCUUUGAUGAAAACAUCAUCCCCCAGGUCAAUCUGUACUCUCUUCUCAAUAAAUUUAAUGCAGUCACGGAAAAAGAGUACAAAACUUAUAAAGAAAAUUUUAUGAAGAGAUUCGAAAUCACAGAGCUGCCGCCUUAUCUGAUACUCUACAUAAAAAGAUUUACCAAGAACACAUUUUUCGUGGAAAAAAAUCCUACGAUUGUUAAUUUCCCUGUCAAGAAUGUUGAUUUCGGGGAUAUUCUGACUCCGGAAGUAAAAGCGAGGCAUCCGUACACAGUGUAUGACUUGGUUGCAAAUAUUGUCCACGACGGUGAGCCAGGUCAGGGAACUUAUAGAGUUCACAUUUUACAUCGCGCUACUGGUCAGUGGUAUGAAAUGCAAGAUCUCCAUGUCACACAGAGCUUACCGCAGAUGAUAACACUCAGUGAGGCUUACAUACAAAUUUAUGAACUAAGAAAAAGUGACAGUACAGAGAAUCGGAUUGUGGGUAGAUAAUGACUGAGUGAAUUUUUGUAUGUUUAAAUAAAAUUUAAAACAUUUUAUAUAAUUCUUGAGUUAA
Molecule: messenger RNA, 1658 nt
Organism: Microplitis mediator
Lineage: Eukaryota; Metazoa; Arthropoda; Insecta; Hymenoptera; Braconidae
Gene: Usp39
Product: U4/U6.U5 tri-snRNP-associated protein 2
Exons: 9
Coding region: 80-1594 (504 amino acids)
Biological process (GO): mRNA processing; spliceosomal complex assembly; protein deubiquitination
Molecular function (GO): zinc ion binding; cysteine-type deubiquitinase activity
Source: RefSeq, a predicted model, not a curated record